AUGUUCUCCAAAAUUGUGCUAAUUUGCGCUGUUGUGGCCGUAAGCCACGCAGGCCUCCUACAUCAUGGCCCAGCGGUAUCGUCUCAGAAUAUCGUGCGCCAUGAUCAAACCAUCCACCACGAGACGCCCAUUCACUAUACUUCUCUACAUGAUGCUCCCGUGGCACAAGCUGCUCCUGAAAUCCAUGCUGCUCCAGCUAUCCACACCAUCCAAGAAGCUCCAACCUACCAUGCAGCCCCAUCAGUCCACGAGGCUUCUUCCUACCAAGAAAUCCACUCUGCCCCUACCUACCAUGUAGCUCCAGCAGGCCACGAAGCUCCUACCUACCAUGCAGCUCCAGCUGCUCACUCUGCAACUACAUAUCAUACAGCUCCAGCAAUCCACGCUACUUCAGCUAUUCACGAGGUCCCUGCCUACCAUUCAGCACCAGCUGUUCAUGCAGCUCCAGCUCUUCACGUUUCCACCGCACUUCACGCCGCCUCGGCUGGACAUGAAGAUCAUUAUGUUGACGAAUAUGCCCACCCUAAAUACGGAUACUCUUACUCGGUUGAAGACCCUCACACCGGCGACCACAAGUCUCAACACGAGACCCGUGAUGGUGACGUCGUCAAGGGUGAAUACUCCCUCCUGCAACCUGAUGGUUCAUUCCGCAAGGUCACCUACACUGCUGACCACCACAAUGGUUUCAACGCAGUCGUCCACAAUACGCCUCCCGUGAUACAUCAUCAUUAG
Bombyx mandarina (wild silkworm) is the source of this 732-nucleotide messenger RNA. It is a transcript of the gene CPR93, whose product is annotated as cuticular protein RR-2 motif 93. NCBI's taxonomy places the organism in Eukaryota, Metazoa, Arthropoda, Insecta, Lepidoptera, Bombycidae. The record is from RefSeq and is a predicted model, not a curated record. Gene Ontology annotation, cellular component: extracellular matrix.